Molecule: messenger RNA, 1218 nt
Organism: Colletotrichum navitas
Lineage: Eukaryota; Fungi; Ascomycota; Sordariomycetes; Glomerellales; Glomerellaceae
Exons: 1
Coding region: 1-1218 (405 amino acids)
Biological process (GO): transmembrane transport
Cellular component (GO): membrane
Molecular function (GO): transmembrane transporter activity
Source: RefSeq, a predicted model, not a curated record
AUGUCCGCCGACGACCCCGCCAAGAACCACUUCGCCGCACCGGUGACGACGACGCAGAUCACCGCCGGUCCCAACGAGGAUGAACUCGUGAACCAGGGCCUCCACGAAAUCGAGGCGCGCAAGGUGCACUGGUGGAGCUACUUCACCACGCUCGAUUUCUGGAUCGUCCUCUUCGUCGGUCAGAUCCUCGCCCUGUGCAUCACCUCGACCAACACCUUCACGUCCUUCCUCGCCAACAACCACGUCUCCAUCCCGGCCUUCCAGACCGUCUUCAACUACAUCUUGCUCUUCCUCAUCUACUUCCCCGUCACCAUCUGGAAGUACGGCUUCGCCAAGUGGGGCAGGCUCCUCCUCAAGGACGGCUGGAAAUACUUCAUCCUCUCCUUCCUCGACGUCGAGGGCAACUACUUCACCGUCCUCGCCUACCGCUACACCAACAUCCUCUCGGCCCAGCUGCUCAACUUCUGGGCCAUCGUCGUCGUCAUCGUCUUGUCCUUCUUCCUGCUCCGCGUGCGCUACAAGGUCUUCCAGAUCAUCGGCAUCCUCGUCGCCAUCGGCGGCUGCGGCGUCCUGCUCGCCAGCGACCACAUCACCGGCUCCAACGGCGGUCCCGGCCUCGACCUGCUCAAGGGCGACCUCUUUGCCCUGCUCGGCGCCACGCUCUACGGCGUCACCAACGUCGCCGAGGAGUGGUUCGUCAGCCGCCGCCCCGUCUACGAGGUGCUCUCCUUCAUGGGCAUGUGGGGCAUGAUGAUCAACGGCGUCCAGGCCGCCAUCUUCGACCGCGAGUCCUUCCGCGAGGCCUCGUGGAACGGCCCGACCGUCGGCUACCUCAUCGGCUACACCCUGGCCCUCUGCCUCUUCUACAGCCUGGUGCCGCUGCUGCUGCGCAUGGCCAGCGCCGCCUUCUACAACAUCUCGCUGCUGACGGGCAACUUCUGGGGCGUCAUCAUCGGCGUCAACGUCUUCGGCUACGCCGUCCACUGGAUGUACCCCAUCGCCUUUGUGCUCAUCAUCCUCGGCCAGGUUGCCUACUUCCUCGCCGGCAGCAUGCUCGGCGACGCCAAGAAGCCGUGGCUGGGAGACAACCAGGAGAACGGCGUCGCCGGUCUCGGCACGGCGAAGCUCAAGGCCAUCAACGCCGCGCGGAAGCGGCAGAUGGGGGGCGACGUCGACAACGUCCGGGCGAGGCGGGGAUCCGUCGGUUCGGCGGUCUAA